Molecule: messenger RNA, 2446 nt
Organism: Salvia miltiorrhiza (redroot sage)
Lineage: Eukaryota; Viridiplantae; Streptophyta; Magnoliopsida; Lamiales; Lamiaceae
Product: glyoxylate/hydroxypyruvate/pyruvate reductase 2KGR-like
Exons: 2
Coding region: 1-960 (319 amino acids)
Cellular component (GO): cytosol
Molecular function (GO): NAD binding; hydroxypyruvate reductase [NAD(P)H] activity; glyoxylate reductase (NADPH) activity
Source: RefSeq, a predicted model, not a curated record
AUGGAAACUACUUCAAAUCCAAUCGGCGUUCUUCUCCUCCGCCCGCUGUCGCCGUACCUUCAGCAGGAGCUCUCCAAACGAUACGCCCUCUUCAAAUUCUGGGAAUCGCCGCCGAAUCUCCGCCGCGAGUUCCUCGGAGAGCACUCGAACUCGAUCAAGGCGGUGGUGUGCAAUGGCGUGCAGGGCGCCGAUGCCGAGAUCAUCGACGCGCUACCGCUCCUUGAGAUCGUGGCCAGCCACAGCUCCGGCCUCGAUAAGAUUGAUCUGGAUAGAUGCCGGGAGAGGGGAAUUAGGGUAACUUACACCCCCGACGCCUUGACGGAUGAGGUGGCGGACAUGGCGAUUCUGCUGAUUUUGGCGACUUCGCGGCGGAUUUGUGCGGCGGACCAGCACGUCAGGAGUGCUGAGUGGAAGAAUGCUGAUUUCAAGUUGACUUCAAAGUUCAGUGGCAAAUCAGUUGGCAUCAUUGGAUUGGGAAGGAUUGGUUCAGCCAUAGCUAAGAGAGCCGAAGCUUUUGGGUGUCGAAUUGGAUACCACUCUCGUUCACUAAAACCAAAUUCAAGAUACAAAUACUACCCUUCUCUCACUGACUUGGCCUCGGACUCCCAGAUCAUUGUUGUGUCGUGUGCAUUAACGCGUGAGACUCACCACAUUGUCAAUCGUGGUGUCAUGGACGCCUUAGGUAGAGAUGGGAUUAUCAUCAACAUCGCGAGAGGCUCCCACAUUGAUCAAGCUGAGUUGAUCUCUGCCCUUGCUGAGGGCCGGUUGGGAGGAGCUGGGCUAGAUGUGUUGGAACACGAACCUGAGGUGCCUGAUCUACUAGCUCAGCUUGAUAACGUCGUCCUCUCCCCACAUGCUGGAGCUAGCACAUAUGAAACGCGCAAGACAUUGGCAGACCUCGUCGUUGGACACUUGGAAGCGCAUUUUUCAAACAAGCCGUUGCUUAAUGCUGUCAUCUAAGGUAUGUUUUUCAGCUAUGUGGUGUAGAAAUGUUGCCAUUAACUAUAAGUAUAUGCAUGCUUUUGUGUUGUUGAAAUAUGUAGGGAAAUUAACAUUUCUUUAGUAGCCCCCUUUACUCUUUAGGCUCCUCUAUCGUAUUCAAUUUCUUUAGUAGCCCCCUUUAGUCACACUCACUCUGUCAUCAUCCAAAACACAACAUGAGGUGAUUUGUUUCAUGCUACCUCACGUGAUUCUAUUGUUUGAUAACUUUGAUUUCCAGUAUUUUAUGCUCUCCUAGGCUUGGUCCCCCAUCCCCCCUCUCUUUUUCUAUUGUUUUGCUAUGAACUCCAUUAACGCAAAACACUUGUAAAAAGUUGAUGAAAACUGUUGAUGUUAUAAGUGAAAAGAAUAAAAUAAGACAAGGUUGUAGUUACAACAUUUUUAUGCCAUGUAGAAACGCCAUGUUAUCACUGGUAAUUAAUCAUUUAUUUAAAGAGAGUUGUGAGCUUUGCCAAAACAAAUUUGGUGAAGACUUAUUCUGAGAAUGCAGUGGUUGAGCCAUGUGAAGCCUUAGGUACUAGAAAAAUAUUAGUAUAUCAUUUCCCAGAACAGAGUUCAUUAUAUCACAGACAAAAAAAUGGCACUUUCAUCUAGUCAUCUAGAUUUUUCUACUCAUUGUUCUAAUCCAUGCUCCAAAAAACGAACUAGCACCUUCUUGAAACUUUAUCUUCUAGAUCAUAAGUUUUUAGGGCCUCAAGACUUUCCUGAUUAUACAAACUCAGUCAAAUUCUUUCUCAUGAAGAAGCCCAGAGCAGUACAUCAUAUUUUGUUACAACCUAAGCUUCUGCACAUGAGGAACAUCAAAAGGAGCUCCUCAAUAACAGAAAAAGUUAAAAAAAGAAAAAGAAAAUGAACACCAAUGUUGUCUUCCUUCCUAUAGUCCUAACACAGCUUCCCUCUCUAUCACUAAGAAGCACCUUUGAAGAUGAGGAAGUUGAGAGUCUCUAGUGUGAAAUAUAUGAAGCUCCCUUUGGAGUGAGUGAAAAAGCACCCAAAGUUGGAUCCCACCACACACUGCCAUCCACUCCCAUACUUCUUGUCAAACUCCUGCCACCAAACAAACCUCAACGCCAAACAUCAAAAUGGAAUCUUGAAAUUCCAAAAUUAGAAAUUAGAAAAAGGAAAAUCUGACCUUCUUGAUGUGGGCAGCUAUGGAUUUGCAGUCAAGAACAUCGUAGAGAUCCAAAGCCUGAGAAGCAGAGGCCAUUGCUUGGAUCUGCAUCUUCAGUGGCAUAUCUGUGUCUUCUAUCAAAGCUUUCCCUUCUAACAUCUUUUCCUGCAAAACUUAAAUCCAACUUCAAAAACAGUUUUUCUCUUGGUGUUACAGCUGAAAUCUUGGGAGCCCCUAAGAAAUUUCUCCUAUUUUCUCAGGGCAGAAAAGUGAAGAGGAUUGAAGAAAUGAGAUGGUGUUAAUCCACUCAACUCAAAGCCUUGUAAGCAUGGUAUG